This is a messenger RNA of Lodderomyces elongisporus, 642 nucleotides long. Its product is annotated as nucleotide diphosphatase. Gene Ontology annotation, molecular function: nucleoside triphosphate diphosphatase activity. The transcript has a single exon. Lineage: Eukaryota; Fungi; Ascomycota; Pichiomycetes; Serinales; Debaryomycetaceae. The record is from RefSeq and is a predicted model, not a curated record. Bases 1 to 642 code for a protein of 213 amino acids.
AUGUCAUUUGAAACAACUCUUCAUAAGGAAUUAGCCAAAUACAAGCUUAUCCUUGGCUCAACCUCACCACGUCGUCAGGAAAUCUUACAAAAAAAUUUUGGUCUUUUUAACUUUGACAUACUUGCGUCAAACUUUGCCGAAAACCUUUCUAAAGAUGAUAAGACACCAUUGGAAUACGUUUCCCUUACCAGUAAACACAAAGCAGAGGCACUCUUACUACGAAGUGAAAUUCGUGAUAAAUUCGAAACUCAACCUACAAUCUUACUUACUUGCGAUACAGUAGUAGCGUGUAACGGUGAAAUAUUUGAGAAGCCAGAGACAAAGAAGGAACAACGUCGUUUUUUCAACACUUUUGCUCAAAAUGGCAAUGUCGAAGUGAUUUCAGCUGUAACUGUGAUACGAUGUCAAGGUAGUCUGAUCGAUGAGUUUGUAGGUUAUAGCAUUACCAAAUUGAUUUUCAAGCCAGAUAAUGAAGAAAUAAUCAAUUCCUACAUCGAAAGCGAGGAGGGUUUACAAGUAGCUGGCGGAUUCAAGUAUCAAGAGAAAGGGUGCUUGUUGUUUAAAGGAAUGGAUGGUGACUAUUUAAAUGUAGUCGGGUUACCAACUUGUACAUUUGAUCUUCUAAGUAAAGCCAUACAAUAA